AUCCAAUCAGAACAUGUAGUCCAGGAACUGCGUGUGCCUUAACCUCGGCAUAUAAAGCAUGCUGAGGCGGCGUCCACUCAUUUCAGGCUCUUCAGUGUCAGUGCUCGGUGUCUGCUUUAGAGAACUACGAGAAGGGGCUGCUAGCAGCCGCCUCCCGGGGCACUGACUCGCUGCGGUUGGUGGUGGCGACGGAACGGUAGGAGGGCGGCCGGCAGCGGGAGCUUCUCCUGUCGGGCAGGAGGACGAGUAGAAGGGAGAGGCACCACCACAUGUUGGAGGCUGGAGCUUGCGCCGCCGCAGCUCGCCUUACUGCAGUUGGGGGUGAUGUCGGACACUACAGCUUGGCCAGAGUGGUAGAAAUGUUGUUGCAUAGGAUUACCAGGAGACACCAGGUGCUGCAGCAGCUUCGGGAUAACUUGAGGAUGCCUCCUGGGGAAGAGACACCUCUUGUCCAUGGCGCUGACUACUGAGGACAGCUUCGGUGUGGCUUUUCUGUGGCCGGCUUCUUUGAGGCCUUUUUCUUUCAUGGAUGGUAGAGAGCAGUCUACAGCCUGAGACCCAUCACAAGGUUCCUUGUGAGACACCUGGGGGACUCCAAACAGCCGGAAUCCAUCUGCCCACUGGUCCGGAGACAGGGAUCCUCAGCCUCCUUCCAGGGUUGAUGGCCCAGGAGGCCUUCUCUGCAGGGGACCAGGACACAGGAAAGCCAGGAAGAGAUGAGCUGGGAAGGGAGCUGUUGGGGGCCAUUCUGGUUUUAAAAAUAAAGCAGGACUUUCGUUGCUUGUUAUAAAAGGAACACAUGCUCAUUUUCUGUGAUUUAGGAAAGCACAGAAAAGUAUAAGGGAAAGAAGAAUGUGGCCGUUGCCUAGCAUCAGGGAAAAAAGGGCUGUAGUUUUUAGUGUCUGCCUAGACUGUAAAGUUCUAAACUCUGAAACUUGUACAACCCAUUGUUUAAUGGUUGUCUAAUACUCCAUCACAUGAGCACAUCAUGCCCUGGUUACCUGACCCUUACUGGCUGGAGAGGUGUGGUGUUCCUAAUUUUUGCUAUUUUAAAUAACCAUGGGAUGAACCACAUUAACAUGAAUCUUUGGGUGCAUUUGUGCUUUCUGCCUAAAAUAGAUUUGUCCAUGUGGAAUUACUGGCCUGAAGGGUGCAAAUCUUUUUAAAGCUUUUGAUACAUACUGCUGGGGUUUAGCAACACCUUCCCAAGUUAGUCUCCUGACUAGAAGGGAAAGAGUGCCUGCCCUGCGGCCCCACCUGCAUGAUGAAUUUGUAUUAUUAAAAGAUAAGCCUUGCCAGAGGGACAUUUCUAGCUUGAAUGUGUGCCUGACACCGAUGUGAGCUCCGACAGUGUGCUUUGACCCCUGUGCCAGAUGCUGCAGAGGGCUACAAAGUAAGGCGAAGGCUCUGCCUGUCUGCCUCACCUCUGGUAAUGAAAGAGGCCACUUCCUUUUUUGUUAUUUCUCCUAUAAUUUUUUUUUUUGGAGAUGGAGUUUCACUCUUGUCACCCAGGCUGGAAUGCAAUGGCUCAAUCUCAACUCACUACAAUCUCUGCCUCCUGGGUUGAAGCGAUUCUCCUGCCUCGGCCUCCCAAGUAGCUGGGAUUGCAGGCAUGUGCCACCACGCCUGGCUGAUUUUGUAUUUUUAAUAGAGAUGGGGUUUCGCCAUGUUGGCCAGGCUGGUCUCGAACUCCUGACUUCAGGUGAUCAGCCCACCUCGGCCUCUCAAAGUGCUGGGAUUAUGGGUGUGAGCCACCGCACCAAGCCAAUUUUUUUUUUUUAAUGUCAAAAUCAGGUUCAAAAAUUAUGGUUUACAUUAAACAGAUGUUCUUAACAACAAUAGAAGAAACCAGGAAUGCAAUCCAGUUGUGAUCAGGAGAUCAUUUCUAGACUUGCCCUGGUCUGGAGGGUGGCAUGGUCAGAGGGUUUCUGAGCCAGGGGCCAGGGCCAGGUGUCAGUCAUCCCUGGCUGGGCUUCUGUGCUGGACCCUCUAGACCCUCUGAAGGCAGCACCUAGCCCACUCAAGGUCCCAUGGGGGGCAGUGCCCUGUGGCCCGCAGCAGGGCUACAGCUCCAUGAGCAGGGCUGUCACUGGCGUGCUUGGGCUCAGAAUUCCAUGUCACUCAUGAGAAAGUCACUGUGUCCUGUCUGCAGAGCAGGGAUCCCUGUGGGAAGAGCUCAGGAGAGCCACUUCCCCUCUGGGGCUGCCCUUGCCUGAGGAUCUUAGGCAGCCAGACCAGCACCUGGGAGGCAGUGCAGGUUUGGCGGGGAGCGGGCUGACUUCCUAGACAGCAGACAGGCUUCUUAGAGAUCCUCAGAGACAAUUGUGGGGCCUCUGGAAGUGUCUGAAUUCUACACUCCCCACCCCCGACCGCUUUCAAUUUUCUUUUUCUUGGCCAUUUCCUUUGGUGUCUGUAGUUAGGGUUCUCUAGAGAGACAGAACAAAUAGAAGACAUAUAUAUAUAUAUGAGUUUAUUAAGUAUUAAAUCACAUGAUCAUAAAGUCCCACAAUAGGCCAUCUGCCAGCUGAGAUGCAAGGAAAGCCACCCACAGCCCUCAAGCAUGUGGACAUCUGGGAAUUGGCCACUCUGCAUUAGUAAGGAGCUGUGUUGGGAGUGGAAGAGGAAGAGGCCCCCGACAUCGGCAUAUACCACUGCCCAAACUAUGAGAAAACCCAUGUGAAGUCCACCUGCAGGCCAGGCGUCCUGUGUUUUCAUUUGCUAAUCUGGCCACCCUCGCUGAGGCCUGUCACCUGGCCACCUCGCAGCAUCACCAGGUCAGAGGAAGAGUGGUCGGGGCACUUCAUUGAGCCAAGAGAAAAGCAGAAUGUCCAGCUUCGUGGAGCCACCUGACACCAUGAAGAAACUGUUCCGGGUAGAAAACUGGCCAGAUGAUGCAUUGUUGGCCAAGCCCAAAGUGAGCAAGUCCUGCCUGAUCUGCGUGAAGGACAGCUACACCGACUUCCACGUCGACUGUGGGGGCGCCUCCGCCUGGUACCACGUGCUCAAGGGGGAGCAGACCUUCUAUCUCAUCAGGCUGGCCUCGGUCGACAUCUCCUGUAUGAGUGCUGGCGGUCUGCCUUUAACCACAGCGAGAUGUUCUUUGCUGACCAGGUUCACAAAUGCUACAAUUGCAUCGUGAAGCAGGGCCAGACCCUCUUCAUCCCCUCAGGCACUGACAGAGCUCUCGUGGGCCCUGAGCCCUACAGCCUCCCAGGGCGGUUGUCCCCUGGUCCACCUCAGCUAUGCAGAGCCCAGUGGGGAAGCCUGAGCUGGUGUGUCUGGGGCCUGGACCCACCCCCAUCGUCGCCUGCUUGAUGGUCAGUGCACUGAGAAUGGCUCUUUGGUGGCUUCCAGAGCAUAUGAAGUUGAAAAGAGGUUGAAACUAGGCAGGCUGACUCAGUUUCCCAACUUCAAAACUGCCUGCUGGUACAUGGGGAAGCACCUGCAGAGGCGUUCAAAGUAACAGUGUGCAGCUGAGGGAUCCAGGCCGGUGGGAAGCUCUGCUCCAUGUCUUCUCCCAGACACCCAUAUUCAGUGGCUCUUACUCCCAUACAUGCUCAACAUAUGGCCUCUGUACCUGGUUCCAUGGGAACUACAAUGAUGUUAUUUUCCAGGCAACUUCAAAGAGGCGAGGAAGUGCCGGCAAGUCUGAUCUUUAAAAUGGUGACUAAAUAGUAGUGUGGCUAUAGAAUUUAUUGUCUAAACCCGAGCAACUUUGAGGGGAAAAGGGGAGUGCUAAACAUACUUAUAUACUUUUUGAAAUAUUUAUUUAUUAAUAGCUGAUAAUUUAUUUUUAUUGUAUCGGUAGAUCUAAAUUGUUCUAAAGCAAAUUAUAAAAUAGUUUUAAAGCAAAUUAUAAAAUAGUUUUAAAAAUAGCUUAUAUUUGUAUGCCUACUGCCACAGAAAGGAAACUGUUGGCUGUGUUGUGUGCAUCCAGAGAGGAUUAAGAAUAGAGAGAUUGGUUAUGUUACUGGACGUCGUUCAGAUACAAGCUUCUGUUACAGUGAGAACCCUUCUUGCUGUGCCCACACAGAUGUCUCAUGUGCUAUGAGAGGAAAUCAAGGGAGAGUCUGGAAGUGCGGAAACCAUCAAGGCCUACCUUAAUGCAACCAUUAAUAACGUGGUUAAAAGUGAAAAAUUCUGGGAAAAAUCCUAAACUAGAUAGGAUGAUAGACUGAUAGGAAACCCAGUUUUUUUUAGUUGGAUAAUUAUAUAUCCCGAUAAAUCUCAAGGAACAAUUCCAAAAGAACAAGAAAGUGAGAGCUAAACUUGUAUCAUGGGAAUUCAUUGUAAGUAUUAAAGACAUACGCGAACUUUGAAACUUUAACAGUUUUGAGAUAGAGAAGAAUAUAAUCAUGACAUUGUUAUACAGAAUAUGUUCUUUAUAAUAAAAUGUCUUUAAUAUUCAGGAAA
This is a messenger RNA of Pan troglodytes (chimpanzee), 4413 nucleotides long. RefSeq names its product lysine-specific demethylase PHF2. The transcript is spliced from 10 exons. NCBI's taxonomy places the organism in Eukaryota, Metazoa, Chordata, Mammalia, Primates, Hominidae. The record is from RefSeq and is a predicted model, not a curated record. The coding region runs from base 2825 to 3139 and encodes 104 amino acids.